This is a messenger RNA of Rhodotorula graminis WP1, 2353 nucleotides long. RefSeq lists its product as uncharacterized. The coding region runs from base 1 to 2316 and encodes 771 amino acids. The record is from RefSeq and is a predicted model, not a curated record. Gene Ontology annotation, biological process: mRNA cis splicing, via spliceosome. The transcript is spliced from 7 exons. Lineage: Eukaryota; Fungi; Basidiomycota; Microbotryomycetes; Sporidiobolales; Sporidiobolaceae. Gene Ontology annotation, molecular function: nucleic acid binding. Gene Ontology annotation, cellular component: precatalytic spliceosome.
AUGUCGCUGUACGGCGGGAUCAGCUUCAAGAGCGCAGCCAAGCCAGCAGCAGAAGCUCCCGCCGCGCCAGCUGCUGCCGCCGUCGCUCCUCCUCCUCCGCUCGACGCCCGAGGCACCGAGUCUCCCGUCGCGACGACACCCGCAGACGACAAGCCCAAGCCGGCCGCCUGGUCUGCCGCCCUACGCUUCGCCCCCACCGCUCGCAAGAAGCCCGCAACGACCUCAUCUCGCCCACCAGUCGCCGCUCUUCGUGCCGCAUUCAGCGCAGUCGACGAUGACGCCGUCGCCGCCGUGCCCGCCAACGCCGCAGGACCGCGCAUCGCCGCCGUCGGCAAGGCGAGCCUGACGGCCAACCCGGACAAGGCGCCGCCGCCGUCCAAGUGGAGCGCCGUGACGAGGACCGCCGUCGACGUCAAGCCGUUCGCCAGCUCGAGCUCGACGAGCGGCACGUCGACCCCGGCGGCGAGGACGGGCAGCCCUGCAGCCGGCGGCGCACCGACCGCGACUCGUGCCCGGCGGGUCAUCGCCGUCCCGCCCGCCAUGGUGCUCGAGGACGACGUCGGCGACGUCAACGGGUUCGCCCAGUCGGCCGCGGGCAAGAAGGCGGCGCAGGUCGAGCGCAAGCGCGGCAAGAAGCGUGGCAAGGCGAGGGACGACCCGGCGCUCGCCUUUGCCGACGUCCCGUACGACCCGGCACGACCCUGCGACUACUCCGCCUACAAGAUGCACGUCAAGCUCUCGCGAGAGCAGCGCCGCCUCGAGCGCGAGGAGGAGGAGCGUCGCCGUCGGCGCGAGGGUUCUGCAUCCGGCUCGAGCUACUACUCCGAGGACGACGAGCGCAGCAAGGAGAACGAGCCAGCCAACAAGAAGGCCCGAUUCUUCGCCCCUCCUUCCUCGUACGACGACCUCGCCCCCACCGGCUUCCCUCCCCCUUCCUCGUACGGCCCUCCUUCGGCACCCUCUCGUGACGAGACCGCCGACGAGGCGUACGCUCGUCGCGUCGCCAUGUCGGACCCGCCGCCGCGCGAGGAGACGGGCGACGAGGCGUACGCGCGCCGCGUUGCGCUGUCGAGGGGCGAGGCGCCCCCUGCGCCGGCGGCGACAAGGCCGCCCACGUUCGUCUCGUCAUCGACGGCUGCCGCACCUGCGCCGCACGGACCCGUCAUCGGCCCUGUUCAGCCCUCGAUCGGCCCCGUGCAGCCGUCUAUUGGUCCUGUCCAGCCGUCGGCCCGUCCUGAGCCGUCAACGAGCGCGUCGACGGCGAGCAUCGGGCCCGUGCAGCCGCCGGCCUUGCGCCCGCCGCCGCCGGGCUUUCACGCCUUCCCUCCUCCCCCUCCCGGCUUCGGCCCGCCGCCAGGCGUCAUGCCCCCGCCACCGGGCUUCCUCCCGCUCGGUAACGCCGCCGCCGCUGUCGCCGACCACGCUUCAGACGUGCUCUCGACCGCCGCCGUCGCCUUGCCCGCGCCUGCACUCGUCGACGAGCAGCGUCCGCCGCCACCAGCAGCUCCCGCGCCGCUCGCGCCCUCGUCUGACGCGGUCGAUGCGGCGCAGGCCAAGGCGCGCGAGAUCGCGGCGAGGCUGAGCAAGCUCGGCGGGGCGUUCUCGGCGCCGCCGCGACCUCCCGGCGCGAGCUCGAGCUCGGGUGCGGCGCUGCCGGGCUUUGCGCCCGCUUCAUCGGCUGCAGGCGGUGGAGCGGGAGCGUCGCAGGGUCAGGAGGCCGGGCCGUCGACCGAGUCCGACGGCCGCACAUUCGCCGAGCGCAUGAUGACCAAGUUCGGCUGGGAGGAGGGCAAAGGUCUCGGCGCCGACGAGUCGGGCAUGACCUCGGCCCUGUCGGUGCAGCGCGCCGUGCCCGCGCCGUCCAAGAAGGCCGUCAAGAAGGCCAAGGCGCUCGGCGAGGCGCCUCCUCCCGGCGCCGGCGCGCCCAAGGGCAUGGCUGGUCGUACCGUCGUCGUCGACGCGUCGAGGGAGCAGCGCGACGCCGAGCUGCGCGCCCAGAUGGGCGGCGACGCGAGCCGGGUCGUGCUCCUCACCAACUUGUGCGGCCGCGACGAGGUCGACGAUGACUUGCCCGGCGAGGUCGCCGAGGAGGCGAACCGGUUCGGUGUCGUCGAGCGGUGCUUCGUCUACCCGGUGCCGGGCGAGGCGAGGGACGACGAGUCGGUCCGGAUCUUCCUCGUCAUGAGUGGCCUCGCCGGCGGGUACAACGCGGUCAAGAACUUUGAGGGCCGCUUUUUCGGCGGGCGGACCGUGCGGGCGAGGUUCUACGACGAGAAGGCGUUCCACGCCGGGCGGCACGACCUGCAGCGCUCGUGACCUGCCUCCGUUUGCAAGCUCUUCUUUGCGUCGCGUC